AUGAAGAAUACCCUCGGCUUGUUGAUCCAGUUUCUACUAUUAGUGCGAUUCGUUGUCGGCAACACGGAAUCGUUUCUUCUCUCUGUUCCUUACUAUUUCGACAUCAACAGCCAUCCUCAGUUACUAAGUGAGGACGAUGCCUUGAAUAGACACAUUGCAACACUCAACGCGUCUCACAGCUUGCUUGAGAAUUAUCCGAUUGAGCUGAUAGAGACGCGUCACAACGGCCUCAAUGUUUCCAACAUCAUCGCUAUCAGAGACUACGAUUCGUUCUCCAAACCUAAGAAACAGCUCUUGGUCAAACUAAACAACUACGGAGACACGAGCUUUGCGUCACGUGAUCUUCUCUAUGUCAAGCUCUGUUGGCCUGCGACUUUUGCCUUUGAUUUUAGAGUGAGCCAUCGUUUUAUUGCGGCACGUGAUUUUCUUGAAUUGGGCCAGGCUGGAGAUGAGGAUGUGCUUGAUAUGUAUGUAGUGGUAGAGUACGAGUUCAUAGGAGAGACCAGUGAUGCUUCACGGUACUUGAGCGAGAAUGACGAGGUUGUUUUCCAGCUCUAUGUGACAAAAUUGCCUGCCAGAUGGUUGCCUAUUCCAAUAGAGCUCUAUGGGUUUGUGGUUUAUUUUGUGGAUGUCACUAUCCUAUUGGUGAGUUUGGUUGUGCCGUGGAUGUAUGGAUAUAUUUUCAGUUAA
This is a messenger RNA of Scheffersomyces stipitis CBS 6054, 690 nucleotides long. RefSeq lists its product as uncharacterized. Lineage: Eukaryota; Fungi; Ascomycota; Pichiomycetes; Serinales; Debaryomycetaceae. The record is from RefSeq and is a predicted model, not a curated record. The coding region runs from base 1 to 690 and encodes 229 amino acids. The transcript has a single exon.